Messenger RNA from Seminavis robusta, 1103 nucleotides. The record is from the annotation of a GenBank genome assembly. NCBI's taxonomy places the organism in Eukaryota, Bacillariophyta, Bacillariophyceae, Naviculales, Naviculaceae.
AUGCUCGAGCAGGCCAACGACGAUAACCAAACCUUCACUCACACCAAUCACCAAAGGCGCUGGUGCUGCCAAAGACGCCGCCAAAUUGAGUGCGAAAGACAAAUGAUGGAAGAAAACAACCAUAUGCAUGGCAAUCCCGCCGAAGCCACUUCCACCACAGCUUUGACUACGGGCAGUGCAAGCACGCUUAGAGGAGCCAUUGAGCUUCAGCCUUACGACGUCGUUGUAGGGGCUUCUUUGUCCGGUGUAUCCUCUUCAGAAGGCGAGUCCGAGUCUUCAGGCUCUGAGUCUUCUGAAUCAGAUUCGGAAGACGAAGAGUCUGAAGCAGACGAUUGGGAGGAGUCUGAGUCUGAAGACAAUACGACUGGCGGCGCAAGAUCCAUUAGAGGAGCCAUUGAGCUUCGGCUCCACGAAGGCGUUGUAGAUGGGGCUUCUUUGUCCGGUGUAUCGUCUUCAGAAGAUGAGUCGGAAGACAAUGAGACUGUUCCGGAGGAAGACAACGCCUCGAAAGGAGAUGACGAGGAUACCGGUGUCGUAGUAGGCACGAACAAUCACGGGCAACGACGGUCAAGACGACACCCCAACAAGACAAAAGCUUUUGCCGACAAAUACACCGGAGGGUUGCAGAGACAACGCAAACACAAAGAUAUUGAUCCAAGCGCACAUCGCGUGGCAGCACGUGCAACAUGGCAAUGGCUCCGCAAGAAAAGAAUGGCAUCUGUGCUAGACAGCAGCGAAGCACAAGUCGAAGAUAGGGAUGCGACAGAUGAUUCCGUUAGGGAGAUCUUGCAGGACCAAAAUGUUAGAGCUCCAACUGCAACCGCUGAGAAUAGGCAUAGACUAUCUUUUGGUCCACGGCCAAGAACACAGGAGAAGAAAGACGAAGUAGCCAAGUCGAGUGAUGCCCCAGUACAAGCCAGCAACAUAUCAGAUGCCCCUGUUAGUGGUGAUUUUGGUGCUUUGAGAUGGGCCAUGGGCAUGAGCGCGUCAAAGCACUCUGCUGCGCCUCCGAGUACAAGUACAGAAUACACAGCUCCAAUCACAAGCACAGAAAACACAGAUCCGCUUAUAAGAACAGAGAGUAUCCAUACACAGCCUGUUGA